UUUACCGCCCGAAAGCGGUUCGAGAGAGCGCCAAGUGUGCUCGGAGCUUAAAACAUACUGGCCACCCGCGGCGGACGCACGGCUCGCCCGAAGGGUUCCAAAUUCAAACUGGAAUUCGUUUACGUCAAAAUUUAAAUACAUUCGAACUUUGUUCUUUUUCCAAAUUGGUUCUCCGUCGUCAUGUGAUUUUGUUUCAAGUUUAUUGGAUUUUUGUCGUGUUAAAAAUGGAAGUUAGUGCUAUGCCUCCGAUGCCUUUGGACUUCUCGAUGGUGCGGAGUGACGGCGGGUCCCCGGGGCGCCGCGACGCCUCCCCACGGCCGGUGUCCAACAGCGCCUUUCGCGUCGUCACCCCAAAAGGAGUGACAGCCUCCGAGGCGCUACGCAACAGCCUGUGCCAGUCGCUGUGGAACGCGCACGCGCAACAGCCGGAGUUACGCCGCGCAACGCCGCCGCCGCGCGCGCAACACGACCAUGUUACGUACCAUGCGAAAGAUGAAAUUAAGUUUGGCAUCGACCGGCUGGUGGACCGCACUGACGACGACGAGGAGGAGGUCCAGCACGGGGACCACGCGACGCACGCGGCCACGUCGCCGGGCUCGCGCUGCGGCACCCCGUGCUGGCCCUCGCCCGCCUCCCCCCCCUCCCCGCACUCCGCGCGCAGCUCCUCACCUGAGCUAGAAGUCAGCUCGCCCCCCUCGUCGCCCCGAAGAAUACCGGACACAUCGCCUCCACCAAAAAGAUCGGAAGCGUUCUCCGUGAGCGCGCUACUCCGGCCCGACGCGCCGAGAGUUCCUCCUCAGCGGCCGUUCCUAUACCCUCCUCUACCAUUCGCUGAGUUUCUCCGCGACGCGGGGGGGUUAGGCGUGGUGCCGGGGUGGGGGGGGUACAGUAACCUGUACCUGCACGCGCCGGAGCUGCUGCGGCUGCGCGCGGCGGUGCUGGGCGCGCCGCCCGCCCGCCCGCUGCUGGGCGGCGACGUGUACUCGUGCGUCAAGUGCGAGAAGAUGUUCAGCACGCCACACGGCCUCGAGGUCCAUGCUAGAAGGUCGCACAAUGGGAAGCGCCCGUUCGCUUGUGAGCUGUGCAGCAAGACGUUUGGACACGAAAUCAGCCUUAGCCAACAUAGGGCGGUGCACAGCGUGGAAAAAGUCUUCGAGUGCAAGCAGUGCGGCAAGACGUUCAAGCGCUCCAGCACGCUGUCCACGCACCUGCUGAUCCACUCGGACACGCGGCCCUACCCGUGCCAGUACUGCGGCAAGCGCUUCCACCAGAAGAGCGACAUGAAGAAGCACACCUACAUUCAUACUGGUGAGAAGCCUCACAAGUGCCAGGUGUGCGGAAAGGCGUUCAGCCAGAGCUCCAACCUCAUCACACACUCACGAAAACACACCGGAUUCAAGCCCUUCGCAUGCGACCUCUGCGGGCGCGCCUUCCAGCGCAAGGUGGACCUGCGGAGACACCGCGAGACCCAGCACGCGGAGCUGCGGCCGCCGCUACACGACGCGCGCGCCCUGCCGCCGCCGCACCACCCCGAGCACAGGAUAGAGCUCCGCGCGCCGCCCCCGCCCCCCGAGUACCGGCCUCACCUCCCCGCCGGCCUGCCGCUCCAGACGCUCGCCUCCUGAAGCAGCGCCGCCUUCGCGCCCGUCUGGCGCUGAGGCUGUGAGGAACCGAGGGUAGUAAGGGUUGGGUAGAUGGCGUGGUAGGUGAACAACAGUCACCGUAUACUGUAAGCUUAGAUUACGAGUACGAACAAGAUGGUUUGUUACAAAAAAAACGCAUUAUGAUUACUGUUAACCUUUUUUAGAGAAGGAUGGCCUAGUGACAGCCCCAGUCUCCUCAAAGGAGUAGCGGGAAUGAAGAAGAAACAUUUUUAAGUUCAACCUAAUGACAACCAUUGUACCAACGAAUAAAGUCACAAUAAAUCUUCUAACCGAACUAAUGCAAAAUAAGAGCUCAGUGUUAGAAGAGUAGGGUGUUAUUUGUCUAGAUGAGUCUUUUGCACUGACACUUCAUCUAGUUCGUAUUAAAAUAUCGUUGACUGUAAGCUUGUGAACCCUACUUAUUUACAUUCACACAUUACAUUACAUUAUAAUAUCUAGAGUGGUAUUCAACAUAAUUUUCCUAAUAUUGAUAUUCCUACCCAUUAUUGAUUGAUUUCAUUUCAUGUUCUUAUAGGUGUAUCAAUUUUUUAAAUAAUUAUGACGUUCACGGUGGAAGUCAAGGAUUUAAAGUGAGGCAUCAGCGCUGUUUAUUUAUGAUAUGAAUGGCCUCAAGAGUAGUGUAGAUUUUCCUUUAAUUACUAUGUGUAAAACACUGUAAAUUAAUAUCGCACUGUUGAUGUUUAAUUAAUGUAAGCUACAUUACCAAAGAUUUUUUGUGAGUAACUGAUCUCAUUGUAAAAAUGUAAAGACAUUAAAAUGUAAAUAAGUGUAAGGAUUUUGGUAGGUAAUUACCUAAAAUUCAUUUGUAAUUUUUAAUUAGUAAAAAAUAAGUAUUUUUAAACUGUAUCAUCAUUCCAAAGAUUCAAAGCAUUCAUGUAUGGAUGACUGUAAGCAACUUAGACCAAAAUUUUGUUAUUUGUAGUUAUAAUGAAAGUAUCUUACCUAUUAUAUUUUUUUUACUUAUUUUGGAUUCCAUUGAUCAUUCCGAAGAUUAUAUUUUUUGGGUUUUAUGAAAUAAUAUUACUUACAUAGAAUUGUUUGAUGUUUCUAUCAACAGCAAAACUUAGUUUAAUUUUAAGAAAAAAAAUGUAAGCACUUAAGUGUAACAUUCCUUAAUUAAAGGCACAAUUUAUAGUCAUAAAAGAACGAAAUCAUUAUACCCAAUGACAUCCUAUAAUUUAACUGAUUUAUAAUAAUUAUACUCAAUUAAUUCAAGUGUUAGAAAUAGGUUUUUAGGAUUUCAAUAUUAUGCAAUAUUUUUGUGUAAAUAUUUAGUUAGCUACUCAAGAAAAUAAUCCAAUUAAUCAAUGAAUUCGAUGUGAUGUGUACCAACUUUUAUUGUUAAAUACACUUGAUAAAUAUUUAUUUGUUGUUUUUUAUCUAUUGUAAAUGUUAAAUCGUUGUAGUAUUAGUCAAAAAUAAAAUAAAAAAACUUCGCAACUAGAAUACUUAGGUACUUCCGUAAGUAACAUUCAUUGCAAUAACAUAAUAAUUAUAGUGAAAAGUACGUUUGAUUUUCAAUUCAAAGCGUUUUAUGUUUAACUCCUGAAAAUAAUUAGAAUCAUUACAAGGUUGAUCAAAUAUAAUACACUUAUUUCAAUAGAAAGGUUUUCUUUCUUUGUCUGUGUUUAAACUUAAAAUCACUGUAAAUAUGUAAAUAAAUAUUCUUAAUGUGUAAACGAAUCCAAAGACAAACGUGCAAUCCUUAUUUCAUAAUUGUAACGAUAAAUGUAAGCACUUAAAUAAAUAUUUACUAUCAAACUA
Molecule: messenger RNA, 3428 nt
Organism: Plutella xylostella (diamondback moth)
Lineage: Eukaryota; Metazoa; Arthropoda; Insecta; Lepidoptera; Plutellidae
Gene: sens-2
Product: zinc finger transcription factor senseless-2
Biological process (GO): regulation of transcription by RNA polymerase II
Molecular function (GO): DNA-binding transcription factor activity, RNA polymerase II-specific; RNA polymerase II cis-regulatory region sequence-specific DNA binding
Source: RefSeq, a predicted model, not a curated record